This is a messenger RNA of Marchantia polymorpha subsp. ruderalis, 1460 nucleotides long. The record is from the annotation of a GenBank genome assembly. Lineage: Eukaryota; Viridiplantae; Streptophyta; Marchantiopsida; Marchantiales; Marchantiaceae.
AGGAACUGAGAAACCCGUUCCGAGAAAUUGGUUCAGCUUUUGACGAGGCUGGUGUGUGGGUUGCGGUCGCUAGGGUUUUAGGAGGGUUUGGAGUUGGAAAUUUGGGGUUGUGAAUUUUGCGCCUCUGCGGGGAAUUCGAUCGCCAUGGCCGAUUUGGAGGAAUCUGAUUACUCUGGCAGUGAGUCUGAGGAAGAAGAGGAAUCGUCUGAUGACGAGCAACAUGAGAGGCCCCUCAAGGAAGCUCGGAAGGAUGCAACCUACGACACGACUGGAAUGCACGAGAAGUUGGAGGAGAUUGGAUGGCCUGAUUCUUUAGACUGGAUCCAAACGUGCUCGAUUACCGUUCCACUUACCGGGAAUACAGUGGACGUGAAUGACGAUUUGGUUCGUGAAAUGGCGUUUUACACGCAGGCUCUGGAGGGCGCAAAAGAAGCCUAUGUUAAGCUUCAGGAGCUUGGCAUACCGUUUCUCAGGCCGUCUGACUACUAUGCAGAAAUGGUGAAGACAGAUACUCAUAUGCUGAAAAUCAAAGAUAAACUCCUUCAGGAUAAAUCGAAAAUAGAGGAGACAGAUGAGCGCAGGAAAGCGCGAGAGGCAAAGAAAUACUCGAAGGAGGUGCAGGCGGAAACCUUGAAAGAGAGGGCGAAGAGGAAGAAACAAGACAUUGAAUCUGUGAAAAAGUGGCGCAAGGUGCGGCAAAAAAGUGGGCAUGCGGAAGGAGACGAUGGCCCCCCUCCUAUCGAGUUCAAUGACCGGUCUGGAAAUCCAAUUGGUGCGCGAGGAGGCCGAGGGGGCAGGGGUGGACGCGGUGGCGGAAGGGAUGGACCAUCCAAAAGCAGGCAACUUCGAGAUGCCAAGUAUGGGAGUGGGGGUAGGAAGCGUGGUAUGAAGAAGAAUGAUGCUUACUCUUCUGCCGAGGAUGGCAAAUUAAGUUCUAGCUUCCAAGGAAAGGGAAGGGGCAGAGGUCGUGGUGGAAGUCGGGGCCGUGGCAGCAGUCGCGGUCGUGGCAGGGGUCGAGGUUAAGUUGUGAGGGGGACUAUCUCUAAGUUGUCAUUGAUUUAAGAAGGUUGGCGUCCAGAGAGUUCUACUUGCGCUGCUUUAGAUUGCAUCAUUAUUUUCUGCACAGUCGCCCGGGCGAGUUGCAGCUUAUUGACAUGUGCCCAAUUUUGCUCGCCUAUUCUUCCUCGAGACUUUGAUGAGUCUCCCCCCGAGGGUUUGCAUUUGAAAUGCCCAACUCUGUGCCUUCUUUCCACGUCCAAUUUACUUGGGCUAGCCAGUAGCAAAGAUAGAAAUCAGGACUUCGCGAUCAGGUUCGAGAGUACUUCUAAGCAUUUUACCGGAGACGAACUUCAGCAUUUAGUCGUUCUCGCCAGUUGUAAUAUAAAUUGUUGAGUUCAAAAUUACAUAUCUCAGUCCUCAGGUUGAGGUUUUGGCUUCAUGGGUUGUAAUGGCGUGGUGUG